GCAAGAGACAAAGCUGAUGGAACCCAGACCAGAAGUCUGAAGCUUUCUGAGGCAGUAAAUGUUUAGGGUUUGACCAAGCCGGAGAUGCUCCUUCUCCAGCCAGCUAUUCUUGAAGAAUUGUGGAGAGGCUGGGAGCGAUGUUUUGAGCAGUCAUCGGCCAAAAGGCAGGAUACACCCUGGAGAGGUCAAAGGCCAGCUCCAAAACACACUAAGGGGGAGUCAAAAUCAUCAGUCUCUUUAUUAGACAUCUACAAAUCAUGGUUAAAGAACCCAAAAAAGAAAAGGAAAUCAGAAAAAUGCUCGAAAUCAGGAAAAAAGUCUCCCUCUAAAGGCAAGUCUGCCUCACCAGCGAGGAAGAUGGAUAAACCAGCUAAAACCUCAGCUUCACCAAAGAAGUCUGUUUCAGCAAAAAGAAAAAAAAGUGACGAAAAGCCAAGUCAAAGUGUUAAAGCAAAGAAAUCUAAGCCUAACACAACAGAGAACGCCACCAGUGACGGAUCAGACUCUGACAGCAGUCUGGAUUUAGAGAAGUGGAAGAAAUUAUCCCACCAGAUGACAGAGGCCGACUUUGCCAAGAUGGAAGCCAUCAACGAACUGACCUCUGAAUCGCAGCCCAAGAAAAAGAGAAGCCGAAAGCCGCCGGCCAAACCUCUGUCCAAAGCUGACGCUCCCGUCCAGCAAAAUGGUGAGACGAUUGGACAGAAUGAACAGGACGAAGAGAAAGUUGGGACACAAACGCCAACAAAGAAGAAUGCAGCAAAAAGGAGCAAGAAAGAAAGUCCAUCGCCUGUGUCCUCCCCGAGCAAGCAGAGUCCAAAUAAAAGAGUGAAAAGUGUAGAGGACGAGCAGGCUUCGUCCGGACUUCCUGAGAAAUUUGAAAAACAAACACAUUUACAAGAAAUGUUGAUCCCUGUGAAUGCCAACGAGGAAAUGGCAAGUGAAACCAAGAUAAAGAAGAAAAAAAAGAAAGCAAAGGAGGAAAAUGAGGACAAGACAGAGGGGAGUGCAAAUGAGACAAAUAGUGAUGGAAAAGACAAAAAACAAAAAAGGAGAGAAAUCACGGAGCAGGAGGAUGAUGAUGGUCAGACAGAAGGAGAAAAGAGAAUAGCUAAAGAGGGAAAGAUGGAAGAGGGAGGCAGCGACAAUGAGAACUUUUCUGAGUUAAGCGUACAGAAAAAGAAAGCGAAAAAGAAGAAAAAGGACAAAUCCAGCAGCGAGGAAGGCUUGGCUCAAAUAGACGAAAAGAAGAAAACGAUGGUUGUUGGUGAAGAAAAUUUUAAACAACCAGAUAAAAAAAUAAAACCUGGUACACCAAAACCAAAGAAAAAAGAAAAUAACAAUAUGAAGGGUAAUUUAGACCAUAUAAAUGAGGCAGAGGAAGAAAGUGGUGAGCAAAACAUUGAAGAAAUAGAGAAUUCUAAGAAAAUGGUAACAAAAGAGAAAACCAGUAGUGAGAAAUAUUUGGCUGAAAUGCAUAAAAAGAAAGAAAAGAAGAAAAAAGUACUUAACAAUGAAGGGUACUCAGAACUGCUAGAUUUGAAAGCAAAUCCAGAGCAAAUCAUAAGUAUAGAUGAAGCUGGAGGCAACAAGAAAUGCGAGCAAAACGAUCAGGGGAAGAAAGCAAAGAAAAAGAAAGACAAAAGCGUUACGGAGAAAAAUUUAGAGCAUGAAACGAUGGCAGCAGAAGAAAAUGUUGAAGACAAAUACAAUUCAGAGCAAAUGGUUGGGGAAAAGAAAUCAAAGAAGAAGAAAAGAGAGUCUCUUGGCUGCAAAGAAUUCCCAGAGGAAGUAGCUCUAGAAAAGAAAGCAAAAAAGAAGAAUCAGAAGUCUGACGAAAAUGAUUUAGUCGAAGAAGAGAAACCAAAAGAUGACGACGAUCAUACGAACAAUAAAUCUACUUUAGAGACAGACGAGGGGAGUCUGGAAAUCGCAAGUCCUCUGAAAAAAAAGAAAAAGAAAAACAAAUUAAAAUCUGACGAGGCUCCAGAGGAAGCUGACAUUUCUACACAAAAUUCCUCGACAACACAACCUAACUCUGCUGACGUCCACAGAAAGAAAAAGAAAUCCAAGAGGACAGAGUCAUGAAUUGACUCCUUAACCCAGUAGAAGCUCAGAAUGAAGCUACGCAUCAUUUCUAACCAGAACUACAUGGGUUAAAAAGUCAGCAUAAAAAACUUGUAAAUAAAAUGGACAUUUUAAUUUUGGUACUAUUUGUACUUUUUUAAAUAGUUUUUAGGCACUCUGUAGCACAUAAAGGUGUGUAUUUUCUACAUGUCGUGUUUAGUGUCUGAUAUUUCACCUGGGAGACGUCUACAUUAAAUUUCUGAUCUCAGAGAUAACUUCAUAUGUUGGUUCAAGGACUGCAAUUGAAAAAAAUGCAUCCCUGUACAUUUUUACUCAUCUGUUGGUUUUAUUCACUCCUCUGCCACUAGGAUUUUGUGGCCAAGAAAACAUCUCAAUUAUUUUUCCCCUCUUUGUAUUCAUACAUUUUACUGUUUUGUUUUUUUUUUUUUUAACUUUGUCAAAAAAUAUUAUUUUGUUGCAAGUUUUGGUGUACAUUGCACAUAAAUGUUUUACUGCAAAAUAAACAUAGUUUUGUAUCUAUAAUCUUCCUUCUAGUCCUAUGUAGAGCAUGCACAUAGUAAAUUGUUUUAACAUUUAAUUGCUACAGUAUAUGUGAAAAUUAUCCUGUAUUUUGUUCUGGUAUGUCAGGAAUAUUGUAUAAAUUUGUCUCUCUGCCAAAGGCCCUUGGAACUGUCGGGGUGCACAGCAUCAUGAACCCUGAAAUACUGCAGCAUUCUUUAAAAAUCCAACGAACUAUGAAAAUGUUAGUGCAUUUUAGCCACAUAAUCAUAUUUUCUCAAAUCAAAUAUUCCCUUUGUGCAUCAAAAGAUUAGUUUUAUACAAUAAAAAAUACUUUUUUGCAUAA
This is a messenger RNA of Poeciliopsis prolifica (blackstripe livebearer), 2929 nucleotides long. It is a transcript of the gene llcp, whose product is annotated as treacle ribosome biogenesis factor 1. NCBI's taxonomy places the organism in Eukaryota, Metazoa, Chordata, Actinopteri, Cyprinodontiformes, Poeciliidae. The record is from RefSeq and is a predicted model, not a curated record. The transcript has 9 exons. The coding region runs from base 85 to 2085 and encodes 666 amino acids. Gene Ontology annotation, molecular function: protein binding.